Thyridium curvatum is the source of this 3243-nucleotide messenger RNA. RefSeq lists its product as uncharacterized. Gene Ontology annotation, biological process: microtubule-based movement. Bases 1 to 3243 code for a protein of 1080 amino acids. Lineage: Eukaryota; Fungi; Ascomycota; Sordariomycetes; Thyridiales; Thyridiaceae. The record is from RefSeq and is a predicted model, not a curated record. The transcript has 4 exons. Gene Ontology annotation, molecular function: microtubule motor activity; microtubule binding; ATP binding.
AUGGCGCCCUUGGACCCAGGAGCGUCAUCCAUCUCGGUAGCAGUCCGAGUACGCCCAUUCACAAUCAGAGAAGCUGCGCAAUUAACGAAAACCGAUGAAGGCACGCUCUUCCUGGGCGACGGCUCCCUCGCCGCUGCGCCGACCCCGAAGCUCAACCAGAGAGGCCUAAGAUCAGUGAUCAAGGUGGUGGAUGACAGGUGCCUUGUGUUCGACCCCCCUGAAGACAACCCCGUGCAAAAGUUCUCGAGAUCCGUUGUGCCCACCGGCAAAAAGGUCAAGGACCAGGUCUUUGCCUUUGACAGAAUCUUUGACGACAAGGUCUCACAAACAGAAGUCUACGAGGGCACCACCAAGCCCCUCCUCGACAGCGUGCUCGACGGCUACAAUGCGACAGUCUUCGCAUACGGCGCCACCGGCUGCGGCAAGACUCACACCAUCACCGGCACGUCACAGCAGCCCGGUAUCAUCUUCCUGACCAUGCAGGAGCUCUUCGAAAAGAUCGCCGAGCGCAGCGAUGAGAAGGUCACCGAGCUAUCAUUGUCAUACCUCGAGAUCUACAACGAGACCAUCCGGGAUCUCCUGGUCCCGGGAGGCAGCAAGCAGGGGCUGAUGCUGCGCGAAGACUCACACCAAGCUGUCAGCGUCGCCGGCCUGACGAGCCACCAUCCCAAAGAUGUGCAAGAGGUCAUGGAUAUGAUCGUGCAGGGCAACGAAUACCGUACCGUCUCGCCCACAGAGGCCAACGCCGUGUCCUCGCGGUCGCACGCCGUACUUCAAAUCAACAUUGCUCAAAAAGACCGCAACGCCGAUAUCAACGAACCUCACACCAUGGCUACUCUCAGCAUCAUCGAUCUCGCAGGUAGCGAGCGCGCCAGUGCUACCAAGAACCGAGGCGAGAGGCUGCUGGAGGGUGCCAACAUCAACAAGUCGCUGUUGGCGCUCGGUAGCUGCAUCAACGCGCUCUGCGAUCCUAGGAAGAGAAACCACGUACCAUACCGAAACAGCAAGCUGACGCGUCUGCUCAAGUUUUCGCUGGGCGGGAACUGCAAGACCGUCAUGAUUGUCUGCGUCAGCCCCUCGAGUGCGCACUUCGACGAGACUCAAAACACGCUCCGAUAUGCGAAUCGGGCCAAGAACAUCCAGACCAAGGUCACGCGCAACGUCUUCAAUGUCAACCGCCACGUCAAGGACUUCCUCGUCAAGAUCGACGAGCAGAUGGCGCUCAUCAACGAGCUCAAGGCACAGCAGAAGGACGCCGAGGCGACCUUCUUUGCCAAAUUCCGCAAGCAGAUGGAGAAGAGAGACGGCAUCGCGAGAGAAGGAAUCCAACGCAUCAGGGUGGCGUACGACAACUCGGCGGAAGAGAGGCAGCAGAAGAUUGCCGACAUGAAGAAGCUCAAGGCCUUUGAGCGGCGGAUUGGUCUACUCUCGGCCUGGAUUGCGGCUUUUGACACCAUCUGCGACGCGCGGGAAGAUGAGGAUGCCAUGCCGCCCAACCUCACGGCCAUGCGCAAGACUGCGCAGGGCAUUCUAGCAGAACUGGAGCACAGCCGUCAGCACCUCCACCAGAAGCUGGAGAAGUCCAAUUGGGAGCGUGCGAUCGAUACUGCUCUCCAGCACAGCAUCGCUCAGCUUCCUACAGACGGUGCAUGCGAUGGUGGUGAAAUUGCAAGCCUCACACGAGAGACUGAGCUUCUGAAGUCCAACUUUACCAGGGAAGCGUACAGGGAGGUUCUGGACAGUGAAAAAGCCGGUGAUGCGGCUACGGUACAGAUUCUCCUGACCGCUCAGUUCGACAUCCUCUCCUCCCUGUCCGAGACGCUCGCCAUGAAUGAGGAAGAGGCUGUCGCGCAUGCCAAGGACAUCAUCAAGAGGCUCCUGGAGACCGGAUACACUGCGGCAUCGCAUGUCGUCAAGCCCGACGGCGCCAACAUGCCUGUCGAGCUGUUUCCUCCUACCAAGCGUGGCACGCCGAAGCGAAAGAAAGCUGCGGCUGUCAAAGUGAGGCCUGUUCCUGCACCCGCUUUCGUCGCUGUGGCUCCAGCAGCGCAGCAGGUCUUCGCCUCUCCGAUGAAGUCGUCUCCUCGACGGCGCAAGGUCGCAGCCGGCAAGAAGGGCGUUUCCUUCAGCCCCAAGAAGACGACUCCCUCCAAGCGCAGCGUCAGGUGGCGAGACGACGAGACGGAAGAGGGCACACUGGCAGACUUUGAGAAGACUCCCCAGAAGUUCGACUCGACUCCCGAGCAAGACUCUCCGCUAAAGAAGAAGCGCGAUCCGGCGAUGAUCCCACCCAUGCCCGCGCUACCAUCAUACCUCGAACAGCAAGACUCAGCCUCGGACUCGAGCCCGUCGCUUACCGUUCCCGAGACCUCGAGCCUGCCUGCCUCCAAGCCUAACAGGUUCCAGGCCGGCUUCCUGUCCAAGUCUCGCGGUCCGUCGGCCGGCAACGGCUCGCCUGUCGCGCCGACCCUGUCUCUGAACCUGGCCAACUCUUCGGACAGCGAGGAGCGCACGACGCCGCUGAGAGACCUCAGCGUCGGCCAGGCCUCGAACCACCUGUCGCCGCCGUCGGCAACCCGCAUCCCAUCGGCGAACCGCUCCUCGCUCGACGAGAACAACCCGCCGGCGAUGUCAUCGCUGCUGGCAGGCUCGGCGAGCAACUCGGACACGGACGACAACUCCUCGACCAUCGACCACCAUAAGCUGCGCUCGGCGCUCCACUCGGCCAAGAAGUCGCACCGCCUGUCGUCCAUGACGGGCACGGCGGCGUCCAACGCGAAGCGCACCUCGUCCAUCGGGUCCGUGGGCGGUGGCCACCACCACCACCGCGCCUCGGCCUCUUACUCGGGCCCGCCGCCCGCGAGCUCGACCAACGGCAUCUCGCGGCAGUGGCGCCGCGGCUCCGCGGAGCGCAGGCGCUCGCCGCCCAUCACGUGCUCGCCGCCUCCUGCGAGCGAAGGGGGAGGAGGAGGCGGCGGCGGCGGCGUCCUGGGUCCCGCUGCGCGGCCCGGCGGCGCGUUCACGGCGGGCCAGGCGCGGAGGAUGAACAUGGGGGGCAGCGUGCGGGGCGAUAGCGGGUCGCCGCGGGAGAGGCUGCUUGCUGCUGAGGGCAGGGCUAGGAGGAUCACCAUCGGCAGUAGGCUCGAGGGCGUGCCGGGAAGCGCGAGGAAGGAUGCUGCUUCCUCUGCUGGUCCGGCGGGAUCGGGCGCGGCGCCGACUAGGGCUAGCGUGGCGUGGAGAUGA